Messenger RNA from Fonsecaea pedrosoi CBS 271.37, 2463 nucleotides. RefSeq lists its product as uncharacterized. The record is from RefSeq and is a predicted model, not a curated record. The coding region runs from base 1 to 2463 and encodes 820 amino acids. Gene Ontology annotation, molecular function: protein tyrosine kinase activity; protein serine/threonine kinase activity; ATP binding. The transcript is spliced from 2 exons. Gene Ontology annotation, cellular component: cytoplasm; nucleus. Gene Ontology annotation, biological process: peptidyl-threonine phosphorylation; peptidyl-serine phosphorylation. Lineage: Eukaryota; Fungi; Ascomycota; Eurotiomycetes; Chaetothyriales; Herpotrichiellaceae.
AUGUCUGCCAACACCACACCCCAGACGCAGUCGCAUCAAUAUGAGCACAACGGCGAAGUCGACGUGCCCAUGGAAGACGCAGAUCCUUAUAACCGAACCAAAUAUCCUCCGCGACCGACUCACCAACACCGCCUGUCCACCCAAUAUAUUCCUGAGAUCUCGACAGCUGCUCAGCGCUACUCCCCGAUGAAUGCUCAAUCAACUGGCCCUGGGUACGUUGCAAGUCCCAAAUUGCCGAAUCCUUCCUCCUUCUCCUACCUCAACCAGCCCCAGACGACGCGACAGUCCCCCCCUCGCCAAGGGAGCUACAACGCAGAGCGCUACACCGAACCUCCUACCCCAACCAGAUACCCGUCCGAUUAUGGUUCCGCUCUCCAGAGCUCCACGCUGAGCCCUGAAUCAUAUUAUCCCACCUCUGCAAACAACACGCGACCUGCUCCUCUGUCCAGGCAGCAAUCCCAGCAUCAGGGACCAGGACCCGCGCCGAAGUUCAGAAAAGUCAAAACCAUGCAAGAUCUCAACCCUAAGGUGAACGCGCAACCACCUUACCGCCGGGCAAAUCCAGAGGGUGGGUUCAUUAGCCCAUUGCAGGCACUUACCACCUAUCUCCCAGCCACGUACAGAAUAUGUAAUCCUAGCUUCAAAUACGAGUCAUCCCGAAAUCCGAGGCGGGUUUUGACAAAACCGAGCAAGGGAACAAAGAAUGAUGGCUACGAUAACGACGAUAGCGACUACAUUCUCUACGUCAACGAUAUUCUGGGGAGUGAAGAGGCGGGCCACAAGAACAGGUACUUGAUUCUAGAUGUCCUAGGCCAGGGCACCUUUGGUCAAGUGGUGAAGUGUCAAAAUUUGAGGACCCAAGAGGUGGUUGCGGUCAAGGUCAUCAAAAACCGCACAGCCUACUUCAACCAGAGCAUGAUGGAAGUUUCUGUCCUCGAUCUGCUAAAUCAGAAGCUCGAUAAAAACGACGACCAUCAUCUUCUGCGGCUGAAAGACACGUUCAUCCAUCGGCAACAUCUGUGUCUCGUUUUCGAACUUCUCAGCGUCAAUUUAUAUGAACUUAUCAAACAGAAUCAAUUCCGAGGUCUCAGCACGACACUGGUUCGUGUCUUUGCACAGCAGCUGCUUAACGGGUUGACCUUGUUGAACAAGGCUCGGCUGAUCCAUUGUGAUCUAAAACCGGAGAAUAUACUCUUGAAGAACCUGGAAAGCCCUAUCAUCAAAAUUAUCGACUUCGGUUCUGCUUGCGACGAAAGACAAACAGUCUACACUUAUAUACAAUCUCGAUUCUACAGAUCCCCUGAAGUUUUACUGGGGCUGCCUUAUUCGUCUGCCAUUGACAUGUGGUCUCUUGGAUGCAUCGUUGUGGAGUUAUUCCUAGGUUUGCCGCUCUUUCCUGGCUCGUCUGAAUACAACCAAGUCUCUCGGAUUGUCGAAAUGCUGGGUAUGCCGCCGACGUGGAUGUUGGAGAUGGGGAAGCAAUCAGGAGAGUUCUUCGAAAAGACGACCGACGAGUUUGGUCGUCGUACGUAUCGACUGAAAAGUAUGGAGCAAUACUCUCGUGAGCACAACGUUAAAGAGCAGCCCAGCAAAAAGUACUUUCAAGCAACUACACUUCCCGAAAUCAUCCGGAGCUACUCUAUGCCCCGCAAGAACAUGAAGCAAGCAGAGGUGGAAAGAGAAAUGAACAAUCGCAUUGCCUUCACCGACUUUGUUCGCGGCCUGCUCACCAUCAACCCCUUAGAACGCUGGUCGCCUCAGCAAGCAAAGCUCCAUCCUUUCAUCACCCAGCAAAAGUUUACCCAGCCAUUUGUUCCUCCAAUGAAUUUGAAGUCACCAUCGAGCAAGACACCGGCGCCUGGCGUGCAACAACAGCAACAAGCUGAAGCACUUAGCAAGCAACGUGCUGCUCAGGCCGCUCAAGCUCAGGCACAAGCGGCACAAGUUGCGCAUGCACAGGCACAAACAGCCGUUCAGAACGCCUAUGCGAUGCAGAUGACUCCUUACCCACAAUCCCAAGCGCCACCAAUGUACAACAACAUGUAUCCGGCCCAUCCACAAGGCGCCCCGCCACCUUAUCCAACACACUCAUCAAACUAUCCUGCACAAAUGGGCAUGAUGCAGCAAACUCCGCAGAUGAAUCCAAGUCACUACAAUCAUCAGCAAAGUCUUUACGCGCAGGCUACGCAAAGGGCUGGCCGUCAGCGUGCCUCGACCAUGGAUCAACAGCAAGCUGGUAUCCCUGCGGCCAUUCAACGUGUCGCCAGCCAUCUUGAUCCGAACCAACCUAUUAGACUUCAACCCAGUCCAGCGUACUAUCCUCCUCCGGCGGACGGGUAUGUGGAUUCGCCAUCGUCUGCAAGAAGACGUGGCAGUCGAAACCAGAGGAAUCGCGAUUUUAUCAGGACACUUGAAGAUGGCGCAAUGGGUGACAGUUUUAUGAACAAGGCUCAAUGGCACUGA